Messenger RNA from Harpegnathos saltator (Jerdon's jumping ant), 1217 nucleotides. Its product is annotated as neurocalcin-delta B-like. Gene Ontology annotation, molecular function: calcium ion binding. The record is from RefSeq and is a predicted model, not a curated record. The transcript has 3 exons. The coding region runs from base 717 to 920 and encodes 67 amino acids. Lineage: Eukaryota; Metazoa; Arthropoda; Insecta; Hymenoptera; Formicidae.
UUCUGAAUUUUGAAAUUUUGACUACAAAUUCAUAAUCAGCAAUUCUAAAAACCUUAUGUAAGACGUGAAUUAGACGCAGAUUAUUUCUAGAAAAAAGUCAGACACGAAAGGGUUAAGUCACAUUGCAUAAGUUUUUAUGUUAUGACUACGAAAGAAAUAUUAGUAUACAAAACUAUUCAGAAUUCUUAUUUUUACUUUUCACUACAUGAAACGAGCUAACACGCGCACGGUAAUCGUUGCAUACUACAAGAACUUACGAGAAAAGAUUACAAAAAAAGUAUCAAAACUUGCGACCAAUUUUUCACGUGUCAAGAGAAUACUUAGAAGGAAAGAUUUCUUUCCCAUUUCUUCGCGAGAAAUUCACGACAUCGCGUUCUAAAUUAACGUUCGCUCAAAUAUUUUCAGCUAAGAGUCCCGUCUUUUCGGGACUGACGAUGAUACGGUCCGUCGGCGGAGAUGCUGCGCAAACAGUGCGACGCCUAGCGAUUUGAAACCCGCAUACGCCAAAAACUAUUCCCAUUGGGCGGCCCAGAUACACGCAAAUCGUCUUCCACAGUUUCGAUAAGGACGGUGACGAUAUCGUCAGCUUCAGCGAUCUUCGUCUUUCACAGCAUCGAUCGUGAACGGCAUGGUCGAUCAGCUCUCUUGGAUACUUGGAUGAGCAGUAAUCGCUAUUCUACGAUUUUGAUGGAGACGGUUGCAUCACGAAGCGAGAAAUGUUGGUCAUAAUAUCCGCGAUUUAUGAGAUGGUGCAGGACGCGCAGACUAUCCAGCCCGCAGUUAACAUCCAAGUGGACAAGUUCUUCAAGGAGAUGGACACAGACAGAGACGGAAUAGUCACCAGGGAGGAAUUCAUAAGCGGUUGUAAAAAUGAUACCAUUAUAUACAACCAGUUGAGUUUAUUUAAUAAGAUUUGGUGACCGAAUGAAAACAUCCUUCAGAGAUUAACGAGCAAUUUAUCCACACACGCGUAAAGCCAUUAAAAUACUUGUAAAAACUCACCCGAUUUCUCCUCUUAAAUAGUACAUACAUUCUCUAUGUCAUUUAUCGUGAGAGUUUCUGCGCAAUAUGUUACAAUCGCAAUAUCAUCGUAAAUGAUCAGUCCAUUUCAUUAAUAUCACAUACAAAGGGCUUUCAGAACAGUCUCUUUUGUGAAAUGUAAAACACGCAGGCGAGGAAGAACGCGAAGGCCAAUGCAAGUAAUACUUCAUCAGUGA